This is a messenger RNA of Erigeron canadensis, 1098 nucleotides long. Its product is annotated as E3 ubiquitin-protein ligase ATL42-like. The transcript has a single exon. The coding region runs from base 1 to 1098 and encodes 365 amino acids. The record is from RefSeq and is a predicted model, not a curated record. Lineage: Eukaryota; Viridiplantae; Streptophyta; Magnoliopsida; Asterales; Asteraceae.
AUGAACACUCCGACGACGACUCGUUGGCUGGAGUUCAUUAGAAUUCCAGCAAACCGACGAAAAAGAGUUAAUUGUAUAAUAACUUUCCUCAUAAUAUUUCCAAAAUUGACUCUUUCACAAUCCUCAUACUCUUCAACAAUUGAUGAACAUUAUUCAAAAUCUUCUGAUAGCAAUUUUAACUUUGAACCAAGUUUAGCCGUGGCCGUGGGAGCUCUUUCUAUCGCGUUUUCGUUAACCUUUUUAACUUUGAUCUAUGUAAAAUGUUGUCGUAUAUCGUCUUCUAAUCAUCAUGAAAACUUUGGUAGUCUUCCACGAUCAAGAUCAAGAUUCUCGGGAAUUGAUAAGGCCAUCAUUGAAUCACUUCCUUUCUUUAAGUUCUCGAAUUUAAAAGGAUGGAAAAACGGGUUAGAAUGCUCGGUUUGUUUGUCAACUUUUGAAGAUGUUGAAGUUCUUCGGCUUUUACCUAAAUGCAAACAUGCUUUUCACAUUGAUUGUAUUGAUCAAUGGCUCGAGAAACACUCGAGUUGUCCACUUUGUAGGUUUAAGGUUGCUAAAGAGGAUAUCACACAUUUUACUUAUUCGAAUUCUUUAAGGUUUAAUGUAUCGGAACCUUCAAAUCUUAGUCUUUUCAUAGAGCGAGAAGGGUCUUCAAGAUUUGGAAAUACAAAUAUUGAAAAUGAUCAUGAUCAUCAAAAAAUCUUGCACAAGUUUAAUCAUCGGAUCAUGGUAUGUGAUGACCAUGAUCCGAUGAUUCUGAGAACCAGAUGGAGCAAUGUGAGCUCAUCUGAUCUUCUUUUCUUGAAGUCCGAGAUGAUUAGUUGUGUGUCAAGUAACCGCUUUGAUCAUCAUUUUUGUCCGGAAAACGAAAGGGGAGUCACGGAAAGCGGUGGGAGAAGAUCGGUGUCGGAAAUUACGGUUCAUCCGAGGUUUCUUGAAGGUGAAGUUAGGGUUGAGGAAGAAAGAUUAAGGAGAUUAUGGUUACCUAUUGCUAGAAAGACAGUUGAACGGUUUGCUAAUAAUAGUAGUGAAAGCAAUUGUGUUUUGGAUGAUCAACGAAUACAAAUUGAUAUAAAGUCAAAAGAAUUGUUACAUGUAUAG